AACAUGGUCGAAAUGAGCUACCUAAGGAUAUUUCUGGCCCUGCUCGUUUUUGGCUGCUUUAGCGUGAUCGAUGGUGAGGAAGUGGCCGUUGGACAGGAUGCAGUAGAAAGGGGUGAAUCCUCACCGAUCGAGCCUAGCUCUUCGUCCUCGUCGGAUGGCGGUGCCGUCGGUGUGCAGGGUGGCGAUAAGAAGAAUGCUAAGCGUCAUCUGUCGUUCGGGUUUGGACAUGGGUAUGGUGGUGGUGUAGGAUUUUCGGCCGGUGUUGGAUACGGAUCGGGCGUUGGUGUAGGCUAUGGUUCGGGCGUUGGAGUCGGGUAUGGAUCGAGCAUCGGCUACGACGGAUACGGUAGCUACGGGUACGGUGCAGGCUACGGAAGUCGAUUCCGUGGUUAUGGAGGUUACGGUGGGUACGGUGCCGGCUAUGGUGUCGGGUACGGUGGUUACGGAUCAGACGGUUUCCACGGAUUCCAUGCACACUACUCGAAACCGAUCGUAACUGCCACGAUCAAGGAGCACAUCCCGAUCGCCAUCCCCAAACCGUACCCGGUGUUUGUGAAGAAAACGGUCCCUGUACCGGUACCGAUCCACAAGCCCGUACCGUAUCCGGUGAUCGUGAAGAAAACGGUUCCGGUUCCGAUCGUUGUAUCGCACCCGGUACCGGUACCGAUCACGAAGCACGUGCCCGUACCCGUCCCACAGCCUUAUCCGGUGUCCGUUCCGCAUCCCGUUCCGGUGAAGGUACCGACGCCAGUGAUCGUAACGAAGCCCGUCGUCGCUUACUCGCCCGCCAUCGUCAGCACACCGAUCGUUAGCGCACCGAUCGUUACCAGUGCUGGGCACAUUUCCGUCAGCGAUCAUGGCUUACAUCAGACGCACCACUCGCACAGCCAUUAUGGGAGUGGAGCGUACAAGGCAUACACUUCCGGCACGGCCGGUCUGUACACGGGCAGCAGUGGUGGACAUUAUGGUUCCAGCGGCCAUUUUGGAGGCACUCAGUACGGCAGUACGGGUUCGUCCGGAGCACACUACGGGGGGCUGUACGGUGCGCACUAUGGAGCCGGUGUUGGCCAAUAUUCAGGUCAUCUAAGUGCCGGAGUCCUAUGCGAUCACUAG
This is a messenger RNA of Anopheles maculipalpis, 1113 nucleotides long. Its product is annotated as chorion protein S38-like. The record is from RefSeq and is a predicted model, not a curated record. The coding region runs from base 4 to 1113 and encodes 369 amino acids. The transcript has 2 exons. NCBI's taxonomy places the organism in Eukaryota, Metazoa, Arthropoda, Insecta, Diptera, Culicidae.